AGAAAUUUACGAUGGAGUGCCUUUUUCUCAGAUAUUUUUUGCUUAGCGUUUUGCUUAAGAGCGCCGUAGCAAUACUACCAAAAGAAGUGUGCCUCCUUCAGCUGGAUGAGGGACCAUGUCGUGGAGACGUUACCCGUUAUUACUACAACACUGUUACACAGCAGUGUGAGGAAUUCAGUUAUGGUGGUUGUAUGGGCAAUGCAAACAAUUUCAAGUCAUUUGAGGAGUGCCGUAAAACAUGUUGGAGGAUACCAAAGAUUCCCCGGAUCUGCAGAUUCCCAGCGGAGGUGGGGCCGUGUCGCGCCAGUUUCAAAGUUUACUUCUUUAACAUGACUUCUAUGCAAUGUGAACCAUUCAUUUAUGGUGGCUGUAGUGGCAACGAAAAUCGUUUCCAAAGUUUCCAGUCCUGUAUGGAGUACUGCAGUCCUUCAAAAGCUACUCCAGUGCUCUGUCUGGACCCUCUGGACAAAGGAACAUGCUCAGCAUCCAUUCCUCGUUACUACUACAAUAAGUCCACAAAGAUGUGUGAAGAGUUCAUUUACUCUGGAUGUGGAGGGAGCAGCAACAAUUUUGUCUCCAGGCAGAGCUGUAUAGAUGUUUGCGGCAGAGGUGGGAAAAUUUGGAAACGGAAGACGAAAGUAGACACCAGACGAGUUAGAUACCCUAUCAGAAGGAAACUUGUCCGAUCUACGUUGCACUAGUUGGCUGUCGUUAUCUUUUUGCUGCAUGCAGUCAUAAAGCUGUCACACUGUAUAUAAGACUUUGGAGUAACCAAAGUUAACUUUACAUGCACUAAAUCUGAAUGUUCAGAUGUGAAGUUAACCUAAGAGUAAAAUGUUUCUCUUUCUUCAGCUCAAUGUGAACUCACAGUACUUACUGUAUAUUAUUUAGCAAGUUAUUAACAACAGUAUUACCUUUAAAAUGAUUUCCACAAAAUGUUAAUAUAAUGUACAUUCACCCAUAAUCAGGUAGAUAUUACAUCAUAAAAAUGCUAUUUUAAAGAGUCGGCGUUAAGUGAAUCAUGCCUUUCUAUUAUAUUGUAACAUUUGACAAAAAUCCAGAAAGCUGGUUUGCUAUGUUUUUCCCCCCUUUGUCUUUUUUUUUUAAUUAUUUUUUUGCCAAAGGGUCGUCUGCUGAUUUCCAAUUGUUGCACCUCAUAUU
This is a messenger RNA of Chanos chanos (milkfish), 1161 nucleotides long. RefSeq names its product tissue factor pathway inhibitor 2 (gene tfpi2). The transcript has 5 exons. Gene Ontology annotation, molecular function: serine-type endopeptidase inhibitor activity. Gene Ontology annotation, biological process: negative regulation of peptidase activity. The record is from RefSeq and is a predicted model, not a curated record. Gene Ontology annotation, cellular component: extracellular region. NCBI's taxonomy places the organism in Eukaryota, Metazoa, Chordata, Actinopteri, Gonorynchiformes, Chanidae. Bases 12 to 701 code for a protein of 229 amino acids.